Molecule: messenger RNA, 1922 nt
Organism: Cryptomeria japonica (Japanese cedar)
Lineage: Eukaryota; Viridiplantae; Streptophyta; Pinopsida; Cupressales; Cupressaceae
Exons: 3
Coding region: 521-1669 (382 amino acids)
Cellular component (GO): membrane
Source: RefSeq, a predicted model, not a curated record
UAGGUGGAUAUGCUCAUAUCCACAUCGGUACAAUAGCUUCGCAGUUAAGCUUUCUUCUCAAACAUGUGAUUACGAGCGUGUUCAAACCCUAUUGGUUCCUGAUAAGCUAAGUGGCAUAAAUUGAGAAGGCAAAACGUGGACGUGGAAGCUGUAAAGUUGUAUGAUCGAUGAGUUGCAUGAGGUUUGAAACAGGCAUUGUUGGAACUUGCAUUUCACACGGCGAAACAAAGGGAAGCGGAUUGUUGAAGUUGAUAUGAAACCCUGGCACAGACAGGAUUUGACUGGUAAAGGUCGGUUAAGUCAAUCGUACUGUGGUCAAAGGAAAUUGCUUCACACGAGUUCUAGUCUGUGUCAGUCGUGAAAUUGAGUCAGAUUUGGAGUGAGAUAGUCGGAGUGGUCUCUUCAUUUGGGCGGCGGUCAUUGUAGGCGUUUAGGUGGAUCUGCCAAUAAAGGAGAGAGCUUGUUCUAAUCAUUUGAGAAAGAAGGCUUGAAUUCAAUUGUUUGCAGACUUUUUUUUCCCAUGUGUAACAAAGUGGCGAGAGGAGGAGAAGAACACGAGCAGGAUAAGGGAAAAGAAGAGGAAGCAACAAAUCUAGCGGGUUAUAGUUAUAGUGGACUAACGAGGGAGCGUGAAAUGUCUGUGAUGGUGUCGGCGCUGAGUGACGUGGUGGCUGGAACAACUGGAGUUAAGAGAGAGAGGGAGGAUGUUGAUGAGAUUCAGCCUAGUGUUCAUCCUAGGGCUAAUCCACCUCUCUCUCUUCCUCCUGCUAUGGACUUCAAUCUUCAUCCUCCAUGGUCUCUGCAAUUGUCAUAUCCAUCUAUGCAACACCACUAUUAUGGUGCUCAAAUCCCCAUUACUGCACCUCCCACCGCCGCCAUGAUGCCAGCGCUUCAAACAUUUUUAGGGUUUCUAAUGAUUAUGAUUGUGGUGGAGAACAUACUGAAGAAUUUUUCACAUUCAGGCUAUCAAAUUGUAGCCGGCUUAGCAAUCCUUUAUCGCACGUUUAAUAUUGCUGUGGUUUUAAACGCAGAGAUGGACAACAUGGGUCAGAUUGAGAAAGCCCUGGGAUGCACUCCUCUGAAUAUCAGCUUUUUUGUUUCUCUCAUCAGCAUCAGGAACUUUCUAGGUGGUGUGAUUGCAGGAUUUCUGAUGCAAAAGGACAAAUUUCCCAUGCCAUUGAUGCUCAUAAUGAAAUUGCUUAUCGCUUGUGUUGAGCAUGUCGUUACUGCUUUUGCUCUGCCAGGAUCACUGUAUGUAGCCUCAAUCGUUAUAGGCCUGUCUUUUGGAGCUCAAUGGCCCAAAUCCUUAAGAUCCUCACUGGUCAGUGGAUUGCAUUUUACAAAUAGAAAAUGGAGGGAGAUGGCAAACAAGGGUGAGGGACAAAACAAGGUCCUAAAGCACCUUCCCUGCUGUGGAUAUAGGGAUCUGAAGGAGGCAUCUCUUCUAACCAGAAAUGUAACCCAAAGAAGAUUGUUUGUGGUAUUUAUAUGCUUUCUGAUAAUGUCCCCUGCUGAAGGGGCUUCCAUGCGUGGUAUCCUUCAAUAUGCUCCAGCUGUUCAUUCAGAGAGAACUGCAGCUGUGAUGGAGGACUUGGUGUCGAAGCCUCGCAAACUUUCAGAGCCAAGUAAACCUCAGAUUGAUCGAGGACGUGGUGCACAGCAUAAUUAAAAAAUGUAUUUUAUCACUAUAUCAAAAGUUCUUUUUAGAUUCACUAGGGAAUUAUUCUACUGGGUGUCUUGUAAUUAUGGUCAAGCAAUUUUUAUUUCCUUCAGCUAUCUUAGCUACAAUGGGGAGAGUGCUGAAGGAUGGCAAUUUUUUUCUAAACGAUGUAAACCUAAGCCUGAUCCAGGACAUGGUGCAAAGUAUAAAUAAUAUAUAUUUAAAUAAGUUACUAAAAUUUAAUAUCGAAUUAUUCUAAUAA